AUGGCGGAUCAACUCGCAAAUCAGCUCGAAGCUGCUUCGCUCAAUGAAUCAUCCCAGCAAGACAACAACUGGAGGUCAGGACUGAAGGUGCCUGCCAAGGACGGCAGAGUCCAAACAGAAGAUGUCACCGCGACCAAGGGUCUUGAGUUUGAAGAUUUCUACCUCAAGCGCGAACUGCUCAUGGGCAUUUUCGAAUCAGGUUUCGAAAAGCCCUCGCCCAUCCAAGAAGAAGCUAUCCCCGUCGCUCUUACCGGCAGAGAUGUCCUUGCCCGCGCAAAGAACGGUACCGGAAAGACUGCUGCUUUCAUCAUCCCCACUCUCGAACGCGUCAACCCUAAGAACAGCAAGAUCCAGGCCUUGAUCUUGGUACCUACGCGAGAGCUUGCUCUCCAAACAUCGCAAGUAUGCAAGACGCUUGGAAAACAUCUUGGUGUCAACGUCAUGGUCACUACUGGAGGUACUGGCUUGAAGGACGACAUUAUCCGUUUGAACGAGGCUGUCCACGUCCUCAUCGGUACCCCUGGCAGAAUAUUGGAUCUUGCCAGUCGAGGUGUUGCCGACCUGUCGACCGCCCAAACAUUUGUCAUGGACGAGGCCGACAAGCUCCUCUCCCCUGAGUUCACCUCGACUAUUGAUCAGUUGCUCUCAUUCCACCCUCCGGACCGCCAGGUCAUGCUCUUCUCGGCCACUUUCCCCGUCAUUGUCAAGGAGUUCAAGGACAAGCACAUGAAGGACCCCCACGAGAUCAACCUCAUGGAUGAGUUGACCCUACGUGGUAUUACCCAGUACUACGCCUUCGUCGAGGAGAAGCAAAAGGUCCACUGCCUCAACACCCUCUUCUCCCGCCUGCAGAUCAACCAGUCCAUCAUCUUCUGCAACUCUACUACCCGUGUCGAGCUGUUGGCUAAGAAGGUGACUGAGCUCGGCUACUCGUGCUUCUACUCGCAUGCACGCAUGUUGCAACAGAACCGUAACCGCGUCUUCCACGAUUUCCGCGCUGGCCACUGCCGUAACCUUGUCUGUUCCGAUCUUCUCACCCGUGGUAUCGAUAUCCAGGCUGUUAAUGUUGUCAUCAACUUUGACUUCCCCAAGAACGCCGAGACCUACCUUCACCGUAUCGGUCGUUCUGGUCGUUUCGGUCACCUUGGUCUCGCUAUUAACUUGAUCAACUGGGAGGAUCGCUUCAACCUUUACAGAAUCGAGCAGGAGCUCGGCACUGAGAUUAAGCCCAUUCCUCAGCACAUCGACAAGGGUCUGUACGUUUACGAUACCCCCGAGAAUAUCCCUCGCCCCAUCACCAGCGCCCCGCAGUUGCAGCAACAGCCCCAAGAGCGCCGUCAGCACCACCAGCAGGGCUACCGUGGCGGUCGCGGUGGUAACUACCAGGGCCAGCAAGGUCAGAGAAGAGGACCUCCCCGCAACCAAAACCCCUCCCAGGGCGGCCAAGGCGGCCAGGGAGGAUUCCAGCAACAGCAGGCUCAAUACAACCAGCAAGCCUUCCCCACCCAACAGCAGCAAGCUCCUUCAUACCCUCAAGGUGGCUUCGCUCAGCCUAGCACUUUCCCUACCCCCCAAAGCUUCCCUCAGCCUCAAGGACAACAGCCCGGCAGGUAG
Molecule: messenger RNA, 1614 nt
Organism: Aureobasidium subglaciale EXF-2481
Lineage: Eukaryota; Fungi; Ascomycota; Dothideomycetes; Dothideales; Saccotheciaceae
Exons: 2
Coding region: 1-1614 (537 amino acids)
Biological process (GO): P-body assembly; cytoplasmic stress granule assembly
Cellular component (GO): cytoplasmic stress granule; P-body
Molecular function (GO): RNA helicase activity; ATP binding; mRNA binding
Source: RefSeq, a predicted model, not a curated record